AUAAUGUUUGUUUUUAUAGAGAUAUUGAUUAUAAUAUCUACUAAUUGUAAACCUUCGGCCACAUUUCUGACGAAAAUUCUCUCAAUAGACAAUUACUUUUUAACAGCCGACUUUACUAGUGCACAGCCGAUUAUUUGCGAAAAUCUUGAUGUGCACAAUGAAUAGCUUUCCAUUUCCAAUAUUCAAAAGUGCUAAGGAAAAAUAUUAUUGUACUAAUAGAAAAAAUUACAUCAUAAACUGAGAAAUUAUUUAUUAGUUUAUUUAUUCAAGUAUACAUUUGUUGCGUGCAGUUUUAUCUCAUUUAAUAGUAACACAGGUGUGGCCAAAUUACCACAAAAAUAAGGAAAUCAGAUAUGUGCAAACUCAAUGUUAUUAAUAUAUUUUUAAUUAUCAUAAAAUUUUUCUGUGGUAGGGAAUUAAUUCUGUCUAAAUAAAUGAGAUUGAUUGCCAUUGGGAACGUUACUACUAAUAUAUAAUAUAUACAUAUGUAUGUACAUACUAAGCGAUGUAUCACUUACAUUCAAAGAACGUAGAAAUUAAAUAUAAUUUAUGUGGAUAAAAUAUAGAUAGUUACCGCAGCACUGUGUAUAAUUAAAGUUUUAAUUUAGCCAAGAUCCCAUUUCACUUUAGCAUCAUGUGAUCAAUAGAAUGAUAACAAAAUCAGUUAACUCUCUGCAGUCGUCACUCACUGAGUGAGUGGAUCAAUUUGUGCUUAAAUUAAUAAUCAGAAAUAAUAUUAUAAUUGACAGUAUUGUUUUAGAGUGCAGAGUGGUUUAUUCUCAAUUAUAUUUUACGCUUACGGAUUUCGUACUACGACGCUGUACAAAGGCAAAGAAUUGUACCUGAUAAAGAUUACGAUGUAGCAUGACAAUUAAAAUUUAGUAUUAUUAAAUAUUCAUUAGCAUUUUAACAAUUCUACAGCGCUCAUCAACGCUCAAUGAAAAUUGGUCGAGUAUAUUUUUGUACUUAACUAUUUUCUAUUGGCUAUAUAUGUAUAAAGCUGGUUACAUUCCAAGGAUAUUCGACUAAAUUUUCUUCGUAAUAUUCAUAUCAAGAACCAAAAGAUAGUUAUGUAUACUUCACAUUCAGACAAAAGAACAUCAGGGAUUUAUGAAAUCACCCAAGCUUCAACCAUCAUUGAAUCUAUUGCCGAAGAGAGCCAACUUCAAACAGAAACUAGUUUUUUCUAUAGACUUAAUGCUCGAAUACCUGCUCGUUUGGUACUUUACUUUUUAUCAUGGUCUGGCUUUUUGGUUUCAUUUAUGAUGCGCAACGAUAUAAACUUUGCUCUGGUGGCAAUGGUGCGUCCAUCGGACGUGUCGAGUUUCUUAAGCACUUCUAAUUCGAGCAGCAAAUUAUUUAGCUUCGCUGAUAAAAAUGAAACAAGCAAACAACUUUUUUUCAAUAAUGACAAUACGAAUAUAUCUGUGAUAAACUCAACAAUGAACUCCGAAGACAAUGACGAUUUAUAUGAUUGGUCUCCAUCGGUGAAAUCAAUAGUUGUGAGCUCGUUUUACUGGUGCUAUGUAUUGUCACAAGUUGUCGGUGGGAUUGCUACACAAUACUUUGGUACAAAACAAGUAUUUGGGUGGUCUCAAUUUGCUACAGCAUUAUGUAGUUUAUGCAUUCCCUUCGGGGCUGACCUACACUAUUCCGCUGUGAUAGUAUUACGAUCUGUGCAAGGAUUCGCUUCUGGCUUAACAUGGCCAGCUAUGUACGCAAUAGUUGGCUAUUGGAUACCGUUAGCCGAACGGUCCCGGUUUAUGUCUAGCUUUCAAGGCUUUAGCAUAGGUAUCGGCUUAACAUACCCUUUAUGUGGAUUUAUCAUUGAUAACUUCGGCUGGCGUUAUGUCUUUUUUACCACUGGCUCCUUGGGUAUGAUUUGGUGUAUAUUAUGGUAUUACUUAGCAUUUAACACGCCUAAGGAACAUCCACGAAUUUCUGCCCAAGAAAUUGAAUACAUUGAAGUAAGUGUUAGUUCCGAAGCAAAGGAAGCAAUAGGCAUGAAAGUGCCAUGGAAAUCAAUUUUUACUUCUUUGCCUGCGUAUGCAAUUGGCAUAACUACAUUUGGCAGAAUUUGGAUUCAUUAUAUAUUUAUUGUGUGUGGUCCAAAUUUUAUGAAAAAUAUGCUUAAAUUUAAUUAUAAAGCCAACGGUUUUCUCUCCGGCAUGCCUUUUAUAUGCUCCUAUAUUUCGUCUGUUUUAUUUUGCUAUGUUGCGGAUAAAUUGAUGCUAAGUAAUUGGAUGAGUCUCACAAAUGUUCGCAAACUCUUUACCGCAUUGUCACAAGUCGUACCCGGCAUUCUAGUAUACUGGGUUGGAUAUAUUGACAAAAAUAUUGUAUUAUUAUUGAUAGUUUGGUUUGUGGCUGUUACAUUCAUAACAGCCUCAUAUGCUGGUGCAAUGGCUAACAUUGUUGAUAUUGCUCCGAAUUUAGCUGGUCCGGUUCUUGCUUUUUGCCAAACAAUACAUAUGUCAGCAUCAUUUCUUUCUCCGCUGGUAUCGGGUAUAAUUGUCACAAACGAGAGUUCUAUAGAACAGUGGCGUAUAGUAUUUGGUGUUUCAUCGGUAAUUGCAAUAUUAACAUAUGUCGUUUACCAAAUCUAUGGAACUGCUGAAAUUCAGAACUGGAACUACCCACAGUCACGCAACGAUGGUUCUGCAGAAGAAAGCCAAAUCCUUAAUAAGCGGAAAGAGCAUAUACGGAAAGAUGAUUUGUAGACUAUGUAAUGAAAUAUAUGUACUUAACUAACUUACAAUUUUUUAUACAUCGCUUUUGAAUGUGUACUCUUAACAAAUGCAAAAUUUACAAAGGCAUAUAACAAUACUAUGUGUAUGUAUAAGUUGUUUUGCAUUUGUUAAUCACGUGAAGGUCAUAAUAUUAUUUAAAUAAUGGUUGGUUUAUCUAAGUAAUCGAUUGGGAAAUAAGCAAAAAUUACAAGUUAUUAGAAAAAAAAUAAAAUAAAAAUUGAACCAACUCUA
Molecule: messenger RNA, 2981 nt
Organism: Bactrocera oleae (olive fruit fly)
Lineage: Eukaryota; Metazoa; Arthropoda; Insecta; Diptera; Tephritidae
Gene: MFS17
Product: Major Facilitator Superfamily Transporter 17
Biological process (GO): monoatomic anion transport; transmembrane transport
Cellular component (GO): membrane
Molecular function (GO): transmembrane transporter activity
Source: RefSeq, a predicted model, not a curated record